Messenger RNA from Halteromyces radiatus, 2652 nucleotides. RefSeq names its product P-loop containing nucleoside triphosphate hydrolase protein. Bases 8 to 2470 code for a protein of 820 amino acids. Gene Ontology annotation, biological process: ribosome biogenesis. The transcript is spliced from 2 exons. Gene Ontology annotation, cellular component: nucleus. NCBI's taxonomy places the organism in Eukaryota, Fungi, Mucoromycota, Mucoromycetes, Mucorales, Cunninghamellaceae. The record is from RefSeq and is a predicted model, not a curated record. Gene Ontology annotation, molecular function: ATP binding; nucleic acid binding; RNA helicase activity.
GUACAAUAUGGACGACGAUGGUAUGAUGCUUAACUUUGCCCCUGUUAGGUCUCAACCUAAUAACAAUAGAUCGCAACCAACUCAUCGAUCUGGGAAAACAGGUUCCACCAAUUCGUCUUUCUCAACUACUGAAGAAGCAAGAUCAAAAAAAACAACACCUACAACCAACAGCAACAGCAAGAUCGCAGACGAUUCAACUACUGCAACCUCGGUCAAACUUGUUCAUGGCAAGGCACAAAUCCAAUCUUCACUAUUCACCUCUAAUCCUACUGUCAAGGUAGAACGCAUGUCGACCAGCGAGAAAAUGGAUCAACAACCUAGUAAUGCACCUUCAGCUGAUGAAACAAAUACACUUGCUUCCUUGGGUCUUUGUUCCGAAUUGAUUCAAGCGCUUGAAAAGAUGAAUGUAUAUCAACCUACACUGGUACAGCGAAGAGCCAUUCCUCUCCUUCUUGGUCCAGCACAACAUCAACAAACAGCUUAUGAUUUGAACAACAGCAGCAACAAAAGGAAGGCUGAUGUUGACAUUGUAGUACAAGCACAAACCGGCUCUGGUAAGACGUUGACCUACUUGUUACCGAUUGUCCAAAGACUGGUGGCAGCAUCGACCUACGAUACCAACAAAAGUUCAGCAAAGGCGGCAUUUGGUGAUCGAACUAUUGGCACGGUUGGCAUUAUCCUUACACCCACACGUGAAUUAGCUCAACAAGUGACAACUGUUUUACGACAACUACUUCAACUACCCCGGAUACCAGCAGAUGCAGAUUACGGUCGACGUCAUUGGAUGGUAGCGGAUAUGGUGAUGGGUGGUGGCAACAAAUCAAAGGAAAAGGCUCGUUUACGUAAAGGGGUAACACUCUUGGUCAGUACACCUGGACGACUCUUGGAUCAUCUACAAAACACAAAGAGUUUUGAUAUUCGACACUUGAAAUGGCUUGUUUUGGAUGAAGCAGAUCGUUUACUUGAUCUUGGUUUUGAAGAAACGCUCAAGAAUAUUAUGGAUCUCAUCAAACAACGUACUGAACAACCUCCUCAACCCGCUUUUCGACAAUACUUGCAAUCAGUGGUAUGGCCUCGCUCCCGACAGACUAUUCUAUGCUCAGCUACGUUACGUGAUGAUGUGAAACAUUUGGCAGGUACAGCAUUAGUGGAUCCUAUUUUUGUACGUGGUUCGGAUCAAGAAAACGACUCGUCUAUAGUACAAGAAAAAUUGAAUGCGGAUCAUCAUAUUGAUAAGGAUGAAGAUGAUAUGAAAUUCUCCACUCCCAAUCAAUUGAAACAAACAUAUACAAUAUCACCAGCAAAACUACGACUUGUGACAUUGACAGCCAUGCUACAACAAUGUAUGAAGGAUAAACGAAAACCUAGCAAAGUGAUUGUAUUCUUCUCUUGUUGUGAUUCUGUGGAUUUCCAUUAUGAUUUAUUCGCCAAAGCUGGAACUAUCAAGAGUGAUGUAGAUGAAGACAAGGAUGAUUUGAUGGAAAUACUGGACAAUCAUGAUGAUGACGAUGAUGAUGAUGAUGAUGAUACCAAACGAAAUAAAAACAACUAUCAUCAACAACAAAAGAACAAGAAAACAAGAAAGGAACGACAACAGGAACAAGAUGAAUUUAGACGUCAACCUAGUCAACCAAGUACUUUAUUAGGUGGUGAUGGCAAUGAAGUCUCUAUUUAUCGAUUACAUGGUGAUUUGGAACAACACAUUCGAAGUCUAACUUUUUCCACUUUUAGUGAAGCUACUAGUGGUAUUUUACUCUGUACAGAUGUGGCAGCUCGUGGUUUAGAUCUUCCAAAUGUGGAUCGCAUCAUUCAAUAUGAUCCACCUACGGAUAUGAAGGAUUACGUGCAUCGGGUUGGACGGACGGCUCGUUUAGGCAAGGCUGGUGAGGCUCGUUUAUUCUUACUCCCUAGUGAAAUGGAUUAUUUACCUAUUCUCAAGGCACAAGGAAUGACCAUUCAACCUGUUACUGUGGAAAAUGUAUUGGCUCAAUCAUUUGGAAAACAACAACAUGUAUAUGAAACCAAGGCGCAAGAAUAUCAGAAUCAAUUGGAACGCUAUGUCCUUUCAGAAGAAGAGCAUGUCUUAUUAGCUAGAAAAGCAUUUUGGUCCAGUGUUCGAGCCUAUGCCACUCAUGCUGCCUCUGAAAAACAUGUCUUCCAUGUCAAGAAAUUACACUUGGGUCAUCUUGCCAAAUCAUUUGCAUUACGUGAAGCACCUUCUCAUUUACAAGAUCCAAGUAAGAUUCAGAAGAAAAAGGAUGCCAAACAAGAACGUAUGCCAGGGAAACAAAAAUUAUUAGACAAGGACAACAAAUCUAAGGGCUCUCAUCAAAAUAACAAUAUUCCACAAAAGAAAAGGAAACAGUAUGAUCAAGCUGAUGAAUUUGCUAUUGCUAACUCGGAUUAUCUCUCUGGCGGUCCCACCACUAAAAAGAAGAAGAAGAUCAUGACAACAAAACAAAAUAAGUAGAAGAAUGAUGAUGAUGAUUUUUUUUUUGUAGAAAAUAGUUUAGAUCUCCACUCUUUUUUUUUUUUUUUUACAAUUUACCAUACAUAGUUUGAUAUUCUCUCAUCAUUUUUUUAUUUUUAUUUUUAUUUUUAUUUUUGCAUUUACAAUAAAGAGCCACUCUUAUCAUAUAUAGAAAGUAUCGA